CCUGCGGUCCGCGCGGUGGUCCUCAAGCCAGCCGGCUGAGGGAGCGGCCGCGCUACGGUCCGUGGGCGCUCGCUCCCGGCUGCUCCGGCCCCGCUUGUCGGCCGCGCCGCGUCAUGCCAGGCGCUGCUAGGCGCUAGUGCCCAGGCCUCCGCCCGCCUGCCCGUAGCCGCGCCCACUGCCUAGAGCCAGAGGGAUGGUGGUAGUCACGGGGCGGGAGCCAGACAGCCGUCGCCCAGACGGUGCCAUGUCCAGCUCCGACGCCGAAGACGACUUUCUGGAGCCUGCCACCCCAACGGCCACGCAGGCGGGGCACGCGCUGCCCCUGUUGCCCCAGGAGUUUCCUGAGGUUGUCCCACUUAACAUUGGAGGGGCUCACUUCACCACACGCCUGUCUACCCUGCGACGCUACGAAGACACCAUGCUGGCCGCCAUGUUCAGUGGGCGGCAUUACAUCCCCACUGACGCUGAGGGCCGCUACUUCAUUGAUCGGGAUGGCACGCACUUUGGAGAUGUGCUGAAUUUCUUGCGCUCGGGGGACCUGCCACCUCGGGAGCGUGUACGGGCUGUGUACAAAGAGGCCCAGUACUAUGCCAUUGGGCCCCUCCUGGAGCAGCUGGAGAACAUGCAGCCACUGAAGGGGGAGAAAGUGCGCCAGGCGUUUCUGGGACUCAUGCCUUAUUACAAAGACCAUUUGGAGCGGAUUGUGGAGAUUGCUCGGCUGCGUGCGGUACAGCGGAAGGCCCGCUUUGCCAAGCUCAAAGUCUGUGUCUUCAAGGAGGAGAUGCCCAUCACCCCCUAUGAGUGUCCGCUUCUCAACUCCCUGCGCUUUGAGCGGAGCGAGAGCGAUGGGCAGCUCUUUGAGCAUCACUGCGAAGUGGAUGUGUCUUUCGGGCCCUGGGAGGCUGUGGCUGAUGUUUAUGACCUGCUGCACUGCCUGGUCACGGACCUCUCAGCCCAGGGCCUCAUUGUGGACCACCAGUGCAUUGGGGUGUGUGACAAGCACCUCAUCAACCACUACUACUGCAAGCGCCCCAUCUAUGAGUUCAAGAUCACAUGGUGGUAGGAGUGUGCCCACCCACCCGGGGCAAACAGCUCUAUUCUCUCCUGUUGAGAGGUCUCCAAGGGAAGAAGAUGCCACAAUUGCAUAGUCACUUGUAUGGCUCAUAACCAUGUCGGGUAAUUCUGAAAGAAAGCCCUCCUGUCAUAUCACCACUUCUUUCCAAAGGAGAGAGAAGCGGCCCUAAGCUUAUGUGAGCCUCAAUGGUUAAGACCAUUCCUUGAGGAAAAUGGACAUAAGUUGCCCUUCCUCUGAAAGGAGAGUUUGACAUCUUCCUGGCUAAUGAGCAUCCUCAUUAAGAUGCUCCUUGGAGUCGCUUCAUGGAUUAACCCAGAAAGGUGAGUUCUGAGAUGCUGGGUAGCUAUGCCACCCUCCAACUACUUCCCUUAAAUCUUUGAUUAUUCUGACUUUUAAACAAAAGCACUGCAUAAUCUGUGUCAAAUGUAUCCCUUGACCUAAUCACUGCUCACAUAAUCACAUAGUAAUAAUACACUAAUAACACCUUACAAGUUGGAAACUGAAGUGUAUAAGGGUGUAAUUUCCCCAAGGGCACAUAGCUAGUAAGUGGCAGAGCCAGGAUUCAAACCCAGAGCCCUUUUCUCAAAUCCUCAGGGUGUUCAACAGCAGGACCCUCCCUUCCUCUUGGCAGCUUGGCAUCCCACCUGUGAGGCUCAGGGCUUCAUCCUGCUUAACCUGUGAAGAUUUGAAAAGCAAAUAUUUCUAGAAGGAAUAUUAGAAAGACUUCCUUAGAUGUGUAGGUUAAGUAGCACCUAAGCAUUAAGAAGAUAGAUGAUGUUCCCAAUUUACUGUCUUUCUUGAUGAAGGACACAUGUCCACUAGGUGGAGAAGGGCCCUGCUCAUGGGGCAACGAGUGGAGGAUGACUUAGCAGGUGAGUCAUGGUUCCCUGGCUGGACCCUGGGUGUGGCAGGGUAAUCCAGGACAGCCUGAGUUAAUCAGACUCCUGCAGCGUAUAGGUCUAAUCAUACAGAGGUGCUGUGCAGCCUGACCCCAUGGGGAGGUAUGCCCAUACCACGAGUGACUGGCUCGUGUCAAGAGAAUAAUUGAAUGGGAGGCUCUUAAGUUUAGCUCAGGGGAUGUUGUGUGCCUGGCUCAUCGCCCUUGGAUUCUGGGUCCCUACUCUGCCUGUGUGUUCCUUUGUCAUCAUUUUGAAGAUGGCCUCUUAGCUGGUUUUGCCUACUUUUCAUUUUGAUUUAACUUAGAGUGUGUUCCUUUAGCUUUUAGUUACUUACUUUUAACUUUCUGUCCU
Equus quagga is the source of this 2325-nucleotide messenger RNA. It is a transcript of the gene KCTD7, whose product is annotated as potassium channel tetramerization domain containing 7. Gene Ontology annotation, biological process: protein homooligomerization. NCBI's taxonomy places the organism in Eukaryota, Metazoa, Chordata, Mammalia, Perissodactyla, Equidae. Gene Ontology annotation, molecular function: protein binding. The coding region runs from base 194 to 1063 and encodes 289 amino acids. The record is from RefSeq and is a predicted model, not a curated record. The transcript is spliced from 5 exons.